Molecule: messenger RNA, 743 nt
Organism: Nanorana parkeri
Lineage: Eukaryota; Metazoa; Chordata; Amphibia; Anura; Dicroglossidae
Gene: RBPMS
Product: RNA binding protein with multiple splicing
Molecular function (GO): mRNA binding
Source: RefSeq, a predicted model, not a curated record
CCCCUCCUAACAUUGCAAAGAAGGAGAGGCAAGAAGAAAUUUUGACCCUUAACAAAAAAUGUCAGGUAAGGACGCUAUUUGUAAGUGGAUUACCCUUAGAUAUCAAACCCCGGGAGCUGUACUUACUAUUCAGACCAUUCAAGGGUUAUGAAGGUUCAUUAAUAAAACUCACAUCAAAGCAGCCUGUUGGAUUUGUAAGUUUUGAUAGUCGAUCAGAAGCAGAAGCUGCCAAGAACGCAUUAAAUGGAAUACGCUUUGAUCCAGAAAUUCCUCAGACGUUACGGCUCGAGUUUGCAAAAGCAAAUACAAAGAUGGCCAAGAGCAAACUUGUGGGAACCCCAAAUCCCAGCACACCUCAGCUGAAUAAUGUACCUCAGUUUAUCUCCAGGGAUCAGUAUGAACUCACAAUGCCUGCACUUUACCCGGGUAGCCCUGAAGUGUGGGCGCCGUACCCCCUCUACCCAGCGGAAUUAGCACCUGCUCUACCUCCUCCUGCUUUUACCUAUCCCGCUUCACUGCAUGCCCAGGUAAUUGAUACCAAUCAGCCACGUCCUCACUCUGUAUCCCACUUGCCCUUCCUGGUACCACGGUGCACUCCACACACUAACCCUUUGUCCUACCAGCUAACUGGCUCACCACAAGGAGGCUCAUGAUGUGUCUCUUGUCCUUCCCAUUCUCUCUACACGUGGCGGGAAACCCUACAUCUCUGAUUUUCAAUUCUAAAUUUAAUUUUCACUGGUGUA